Molecule: messenger RNA, 631 nt
Organism: Cyphomyrmex costatus
Lineage: Eukaryota; Metazoa; Arthropoda; Insecta; Hymenoptera; Formicidae
Product: mitochondrial pyruvate carrier 1
Exons: 3
Coding region: 130-459 (109 amino acids)
Biological process (GO): pyruvate import into mitochondria
Cellular component (GO): mitochondrial inner membrane
Source: RefSeq, a predicted model, not a curated record
CAGUUGGAACUGUCAGUUUCUGAAUCGCUUAGGUUACAUACAAAUAUAUAACCGAUUUGCUGCACCUUACGAUCUCGUGGCGAAUGUAAUUAAAAAUUUUGUUGAUAUCGUAUUCCGACUUCUUUCAUCAUGUCUAAACGACUGUCGAAAUCUCUGUUAACUAAAGAAACCAGAGAUUAUUUCUUAAGCACGCACUUCUGGGGCCCGAUAUUCAACUGGAUGAUACCUAUAGCGGCCAUAUCUGACACGCGAAAGCAUCCAAAAAUCAUUAGCGGCAAAAUGACUUUAGCCUUGACUCUGUAUUCUCUGGUAUUCAUGCGGUUUGCUUGGAAAGUACAACCGCGAAAUUUGUUGCUGUUCGCAUGCCAUAUCACAAAUGCCGGAGCCCAAAUGACGCAAGGUUACAGAUUCCUCGAUUAUCACUACGGCCAACAGAAAGAGCCCGAACAGAAAAAGUAAUGUAGGAAGCUAAUAUCCAUGCGAGCAUUGCGUUACAACGAUUGCUUACUUGCAAAUAUAUAUAAAAAUGCGAAAUACUAAUAAAAUUCAUUUCUUUAAUACUAUUGGUGCAGAAUUAUCUUAACAAAAUAAUAAUAAUAUGAUUUAGAUAGUGAGAGAUAUCGCUUUCUAU